UUUCAGGCUUACAGCCUAUUUUCCAGCCUGCUGAGGAAGCGGCACUUUACGAGCGGCACGCCGGUGAAUCUGCAGCCCGUUUCACUCGCGUCCCAUCAUAGUUUGGACUUUCAGAACCAAAUCAGCUUCAGCGGAAAAGUGUCUUCGGCUUUAAAGCAUCGCUUUUGUCCCAGCCAUGGCUGUGAACGUGUACUCCACAUCAGUGACAAGUGAAAACCUCAGCCGCCAUGACAUGCUCACAUGGAUAAACGAGUCUUUACAGAUGAACCAUGCCAAGAUCGAGCAACUGUGCUCAGGUGCUGCUUACUGUCAUUUCAUGGACAUGCUGUUCCCAUCAUGUAUUCCACUGAAGAAAGUCAAAUUCCAGGCCAAACUUGAGCACGAAUACAUCCAUAACUUCAAACUCCUUCAAGGCAGCUUCAAAAAGAUGGGAGUUAGCAAAAUUAUUCCUGUUGACAAGCUUGUGAAGGGCAAGUUCCAGGAUAACUUUGAGUUUGUGCAAUGGUUUAAGAAGUUCUUCGAUGCAAAUUAUGAUGGAAAGGAAUAUGAUCCGAUGGCAGCUCGGCAGGGACAAGAAAUGCCAACCAGUCAGAGUCCAGCAGCAGCUACAGCUAACAAGCCAAAGAAACCCAGCUCAGACACAGGCAUCACACCUGCAGUCAAGCCAAUGGCCCCUGUUGGUAAGAAAUUGAGAACUGUGAGUUUUAGUUCAAGCACAUUGUCUACAAGUUCUCUUUUGGGUCUAUGGCACUUGUUGGUGGAAUUAACAAAAAUAUAUGUAAUUCUUUGCUUAUGCUCAUCUGAGCAGAUAAAUGACCUGAAGGCUACUAUUGCUGACAUGGAAAAGGAAAGGGAUUUCUACUUUGGCAAACUGAGAAACAUUGAGCUCAUCUGCCAAGAGAAAGAGGGUGAGGGUGAUCCUACACUGCAAAGGAUUGUGGAUAUUCUGUACGCCACAGACGAUGGUUUUGUAAUUCCCGAGGAUGAGGUGGGCGAACCAGAAGAGUUUUGACCAAUACAGGGGUGACUGUCUUAAAAAAAAAAAA
Messenger RNA from Sinocyclocheilus rhinocerous, 1046 nucleotides. RefSeq names its product microtubule-associated protein RP/EB family member 1-like. NCBI's taxonomy places the organism in Eukaryota, Metazoa, Chordata, Actinopteri, Cypriniformes, Cyprinidae. The transcript has 7 exons. Gene Ontology annotation, molecular function: microtubule binding. Bases 176 to 1012 code for a protein of 278 amino acids. The record is from RefSeq and is a predicted model, not a curated record.